GCGGGCGCGGCAGCGGCGGGCUGCGGCGGGCGGUGUAGACGCCCCUUCGCUGGAACCCAGCACCCGGGACUGGCCGGCCGGCCUCUCUGUGCAGCACCUUGCUGCCACCCAGAGUUCUGAGUGGAGAAGCCUACCAGGGCCUGAAGUUGUGAAACCGAUGGCACUUGGCACCUGAGAAGAGGACUAAAAAGGAAGGAAGAGCCCAUGGACUUGCCACGUUUUUGUUGUAUAUCUGCAGCUCCAAGGCUCCAGGCAAGAAGUAAGAACAGUGAUCAAGUGACAACAGAUCCUGACUCACGUCAGUUCACAGCCUCACACAACAGGGUAGCAGAAAACAAAGAAUUUAGAUUGGACACUGGCUACUGCUGUUCACUUUCUGUGUGACCUCAGAAAAGCCAUGUAACUUCUCCAGACCUACAAUCUUGGAAGAAGCAGAUAAUUGAAGGCUAGCUUUGAGAAGUAUCAAGUGUUGCCGGGAAUAUCAGAAAAUUGAAAGCAAUUUUAUGAUCCUGCACCUACUGUGGCAGUAUAUUAAAAAAGAUAAUAAAGUGUGUACCCAGGAAGUAGCUGCUCCUCUACCAACCAGAAAUUGUAUUGAAGGAUGUCUCCUAAGGAUUUUGUCAUUUGAAAUCUUCUGAAUUUCAGUCAGCUCUUUUUAGAAAUGCAGAUAAAGAAAAUGAAGGAUAUUGGACAGCAGUUGUAUACUACACAAGUGAAUGGUGGACAUAAUUCCUUGACCAUGUCACCCAAACAACCUGAUGCUAAUGGAGCACCUCGACCAGAUAGACAGGAAGUGCAAACUCUUUUGUAUCAAGGCUCAGAGGCAGAGGCUGCCAUGAUGACCAUUGCUACAUGUGUAAAGUGCAAAAGUGUUCACAAAGUCCCUCUUCGAGAUUUGAAAAAGGGUAUGGGGCAAAGCCAGAAGGAAGACAUAUAUGUCUGCUUCAAAUGCAAAUUUGGUGUGGCUCCUCCCAGUUUCCAUUUUGUGAACAAUAAUCCCAGUGCUACUCAUGUUGGAAAUAAAACUGAAACCGUCUCAAGUUCUGCCAAUAACAAAUUUAAGGUAAGGAACUUUAAGCCAGGCAAAUAUUAUUGUGAUAAAUGUCGAUUUUCCACAAAGGAUCCUCUGCAGUACAGAAAGCACACACUUCAACAUGAAGAGAUUAAAUUUAUUUGUUCUCACUGCGGCUACAUUUCAUAUACAAAAGGAGAGUUUCAGAGGCAUUUGGUGAAACACACAGGCAUAUUCCCUUAUCAGUGUGAGUAUUGUGAUUAUGGUGCUAUUAGAAAUGAUUAUAUUGUCAAACACAGGAAGAGAGUCCACGAGAGGGCUGGUGCAAGACGGCCACUCAAAACUACUGCCAAGCUAGAGCCAAAAAGAGCCAGCACUUCAAAACAAAACACAGAGCUUUUGAAAGUUUCUAAUCCAAGGACUAUAUUUCAAAAUAAGUGGUCAGAUCAGCUUUCAAGGUUCUCUCUCCAUGCAAAUAAAGACAAAAUGCACAACAUCAUGUUGUUACCUGAACCAAAGGAAUACCAAAAAGAUGUAGUGUGUAUCCCAAAUAAAGUGGGCAUGUCUGAGCAAAAUGAAGUCAACCUGUUUGAGAACAAAAAUGUUGAAGUAGAAGUGUUAUCUCCUGCAAAAGAACCGGUUCAGCCAGGUAUGCCAUUAACAGUUGUGGCACCAGCAGAACUAGUUGUCCCUGCAAACUGUUUAGCCCAGUUGAUAGAUGUGAAGGUUGUCAAUGGUACCCAGCAGGUGGUUCUGAAACUGUUUCCGCUGGAAGAAAAUAAUUGCCACGAAGCCAGCAGGGGUUAUGGAGGUAAUUUUGAGCGUAUGACUAAAGAGAAGGGUUCAAAUGAACAAGAAAAAAUAGUUUCUGCAGAAAAAACAAAGUCACUGACAAUUGAAAGGAAUGUUGGAAAACUUGUAGGCAUUGAUAAUCUUCAAUCUUCAUUUCAGAAACAAUUUAAAAAUGUGAAAUGGGUAAGAUCUUAUGAUAUUUUCAUGUCAAACGCUAAUGUUCACAAAUAUGGAGAAUCCUUUCUCAAUUCUGAAAGAGUUGAGGAUUUACAGAAAAAAAAUAAUUUAUAUCCACAUAGAACUUCUCUUCCUUCCAUUGCCUUAAAAGGUCGUUCACCAGCAUCUGUAUUAAAAAAUAGUGUUUUAUGUGGUCUUAGAGGUGCAUCAAACCCUUUUCCAUAUAAAGCUGCUGUUUCUUUUGCUGAAGAUGGAAGAAGUUUACCCAGUGACUCACAGCAGUUACUCCCUCUUGCUGCAUCACCUGCAACCAUUUCCUACUAUGGAGAAAAGGGAUUAUUGCCCAUAAGUGAAAAUGACUUGGAAUCUAGAAGUAAGAUCAGUUUUCCUGUAAAAAUGGUUUCCUCUAAUGGGAAGCUGGAAGAUAACCAGACAGAGGAAUGCAAGGCAGUUUCAAAUGUAGGCCAGAUGUCCUCUCAACAUAAAAGUGAGUAUUUACACCUAAAUAUGGCUGGAGACGACAGAAUUAGAUCUCAACAGUCUGAGGAUAAGCCUUUGGAAUUAAAGAAUUCUGAAAAGACUAAUGACACUUUUGAUGGCCCUGUCAUCUCAUCAGUAUUUUCUCUAAGUUCUGGAUCUGAAAAUGUCCCUGAGGGCAUUAAAUGGAAUAGUUCAACAUCUAAAAUAAAGUCAAUUGAACUCUUACGCAGAAAGAUAGCUCAGUUAAUUGAAUCCUGUGGCAAGCCUUCAUCUUUGGCUGCAAACAGUGCACAUCGUCGUUCUGUAGGACAGGCAUCAAAGGUAACUUCAAAAGCUACUCCUGAGGGUAUUCCAGAAAUUAAUGUGUCAUUCACUGGCCCUGGUCAUUCCAUGGGUGCUCUCCGGAAACCUCAGAAUAUUGGUGGUAUUACCAGUAAUGGACACCUUACUCAUCAGCAAAUGUAUCCACAGUUUGUAGAUGGCAUUGGUGGAAAAACUGAAAGCAGAGUGACCAGGAAGCCUCAUGUUGCUACUCCAGUGUUGAUCCCCAAAGGAGCUGUGUUGAGGGUUCUCAAUUCCUCUGAGGAUGCCCACAUCAUAGAGGCUACAUGUGAAGCACCUGUCAACAUACCUUGCAGUGAAACACACUUAAUAAAACCGCUUCCGUUGUGCCCUGUGAAAUGGAGAAACUCAGACAUACAGCCUUUGACAAGUGAAAGUGGGCCAAUAGACAUGUCCCAAAAUCUUGAGACAUCUUUUCGGCUUAAACCAAGAAGAGAGAGUGCUAUCUAUAGCAUCACCCCUAAAAAAUCUGGCCUCCUGUAUGGACAGCAAGGAAGCAGUGAAUUGGGUAGGCAAGGGAAACUACUUUCCAGAAAUCUUUCUGUAAGUAGAAAUAAAACCAAACGAGUAAACUUAUCCAAGAAGAAAAACAAGAUACAGACUGACUCGAGCCGCUGUCUCAAGGAUCCUUCAAUUUUUCAGGUUGCAAGACAACUUCGACUAAUAGCAGCUAAACCAGAUCAAUUGAUUAAAUGCCCCCGUCGGAACCAGCCAGUCAUUGUGUUAAACCAUCCUGAUGUUGACUCACCAGAAGUGACCAAUGUGAUGAAGGUAAUAAAUAAAUAUAAAGGCAAUGUCCUCAAAGUUGUUUUAUCAGAGAGGACUCGGUGUCAGCUUGGCAUCAGACGGCACCAUGUCCGGCUCACUUACCAGAAUUUGGAGGAAGCCAACCAAAUUAAAAGGCAAAUGAUGUUGAAAAUGAAACUUAAAAAAGUUCAUAAAAACAACUACCAGGUGGUGGAUUCCUUGCCUGAUGAUUCAUCACAGUGUAUAUUUAAGUGCUGGUUUUGUGGGAGGCUAUAUGAAGACCAGGAAGAAUGGAUGAGUCAUGGUCAGCGGCAUUUAAUAGAAGCAACUAGAGACUGGGAUGUGCUUUCUUCCAAGGGCAAAUAAGUAAAAAAUUGUUCUUUGAAGCAAGUUAUUUUUCUUUUAGUUUAUUCUGGUUUGGGCUGCCCCCCACCCCACCCCUAGAUUCAGUAGGAGAAAUACAUAGACUGUAGAAAUGAGAAGAUCACUAAUUCUUCAAAUCACCUGUAAGAAUAUUGAGAGCCAGUGGUCUGAACCUGAGAUAUGUGACUGGACCUUCGAAUGUAUUUGAUCUUCCUGAAAUUGUACCCACAAGUUGAUGUAUAUGCAUUUAUCUGGAGAGAGGAAGUAAAACUUUCAACAGAUUUUCAGUGGGAUCUGAGACCUCUUUGUUUAGCACCCAUUUUUCUGAGUAGAUAGAAAUCUCUUGCCAUCCAUCCAGAGGGGCAAAUUGAGAAUGUUUUACACAUACUCUUUAUAUAAAUGCUACUGAAGGAUUAAACCUAUGUUUUGGCGUGCACAUCCACUUUGUUUUUGCUUUAACUUGUCUCGUGGAUAUUUGAUACAUAAUGGAAAUUAUAUUUUUUACUUUAUUAACUAUCUUAAAUUUGGUUAUAGAAAAAUGACCAUUCUUUUUCAUCUGUCUCUCACCCUGUAAUACUUGUAAGUGUCCCACAUAGCACAGAGAGUUUUGCUUUUCUUGGCCAUUUUAAAGAAUGUUUCCAAGGGCUUGCCUGAACUUCUUCAACAACAGGUGUUAGGAAAAGAAAGAUAACAUUUUCAAGUAUUUACCUUUUACUUUGUUUUAAAAUACCUUGAUUUAUGACAAUUGCAUAGAGAACGUGCCUUUGGGGGGAAAAAAGAUGGUUAUCAUAAAAAAAAUCUAAAAUUAAGUCUUUGUCCUUAGCUCUCCCACAAACAUAAAUCAAGUAACCAAUUAAAAUGUGAGGAAACAGCCAUCUUACAACAUAGAUAAACUGAGGAAGGCAAUUCAAGGUGGGCUUGUAAUGAAAGUUGUGAAAGGAGUUUCAUGUGACUUGUAGUUUUCAUUCUCGACUCAUCCAGAGACUGGACGGAUGCUGCCUACUCUUUCUUCCGAUCACUGUGAGUCACAGACACUGCUCCCCAGGGAAGGUCCUAGCUCCUUUUGCCAUUUUUUUCUGAACAGGCCCUCUUGUGCAGUAGGACAGCUUCCUUGCUCAUUUUUAUCCCUUCCCUUCUAUGGUGUUGAAGCUCCUUAAGGUUUUCCCUCCUGAAACUACUAGAAACUGGCAGCAUCAACAAAAUGGGAACCUCCCACUGUCUUUGCUGAAGUUAUAGGAACAGGAUCCCUGGUUUUCACUGAUAGUAGGGAUCUGCUUCUAAUUUCUCUUAACCACAGUCAUGCUUUCCCUGCCACUCAGCCUUCCUUCCUAGGAAGCAGCUCUGAAAAUACUCUUUCCACUCCCCCUCUCUGCCAAGAGAUGUCAGGACUAUCCUGAUCUGCACAGCACCUUUGCGUACUUUAGAAAACAGCCCACCCCCUGCACAGGCACAACUUUUUGGGCAGAUAGAUGGCUUGGCAUAUGCAGCUCGAGAUUGGAUUUUAGUCUUCACUUGCCCAAGUAUCCAGGCACCAGCCUUCAUGCAGAACACAACACAGCACAGCCACAAAGCAGCCCAACUCUCCUUUUCCUCCCUUCAGGAACUGUUCUUGCCUUAGGGGACUUACGGGUGCAGUGAAUGAAACUGGGGAGCUGUCACAUCUGAAAAAAAGACACCAGUGAUUUCUCUUAUUGGGUAGGCAGUUGGAAACUUCCUGAUUUUUUUUUAUUUCCACAUAGGAAGGUCCUAGAUUAUCCUCUGAUAGAUGGAAUUGUAAUCCUUUGCAGUCAGUUCUCAUUACAGAUGAUGAACAUUUCUUAUGUAUAAUUCAAUACAUGAUCAUUAAGUUGGUUAAUUUUUAUUGAAAUUUAAAACUUGCAUUUUAUAUAUGUGUAUAUAUGUAUGUGUACACAUAAAUAUUUUUUACCAUAUGAAAGUUGCAGUAGCUAAUUUUCUGGCUUCCUAUUUUAUAACAUGUGGGCUAGAAAAACGUAAAACAUUUUUAUAUUCUAGAAAAUUUAUUUUGGAAGCACAUUUUUAUAAUGGUCUGAUUUCAUCCUUAGAAAAUCGAAGCACAGUAAGUGAUAGGGUCUGCUUCAUUUGAACAAACAGGAAUAAAAACCCCUGUGUAUCGUUUUAUUACAGCAUUUAGUCCUUGUGCAUUUUUAUUUGGUGCUUUUUGGGAAAUGGAUCUUGGAUGCCAUUUCACUGCAUAAAGGAGCAUUCUGAAGUUUUAUCCAUGUUACAGAUUUGUACUCUUCCAAUAUGAAAGAAAGCUCCCAAGACAUGGAAAAGAGGAGAAAAGAAGAAAAAGCUGUGAUGUUUCAUUUUUAAUUUUUUGAUUUUUUUAAUACUUUUCUCUCCUUCUAUACCUCACCACUUAGUAGCUUUUUCCUGAAAAGCUAGACUGAGAAUUGGCCAUGGAUCAGGUCAGUGUUAAGUGUCAACGUGAGAUAUUUACUCUUUGCACAUCAGCUAUUUUUCAUGUAUUAUCUAAAACACAACUUGCGUACUUUGGAGGUUAAUUUUGUGAGUAGAAUAUGUAGCAAAGUUUUUUGGGAUUUUCAGUACUAUCAUACCUUUUAAAGAAUUAAAAUUGUCCCUGGAAGUCAUAAAAAUGGGAAAGCAAAAAGUAGCUGUCUUCCCUGAAUAAAGAGCUUUAGAAAAUAACGUAGGUAUAUGUUAUGAAAUAAAGACAUUUCUAACAAAACUGGAGGGGGUAGGGGCAGAGAGCUGUGUUGAGUAUUUGUGUGCUUUUACCUUGAUCUUGAAGGACCUCUGGUCACUAUGUUUUGUUAGUACUACUAAUAAAAUUAUUUUAAACUUCUUUUUUAAAGUAGAUUUUUUGGGGGGGAGAUUAGAAAUGGAAUGACUUGUUAUAUUUAUGAUACGGACAAAUAGACUAAAUUUAAAAAGAAACCAGACUCAAAGCAUACUCUGAUAGAUUAUAUUUUAAUCAAAUUUUUAUCCCCAGUCCAAAACAUUUUAUAAGCCCCUAUUAAUGGGCCAAGUGCUGUUUGUUGAACUAAACUAUGAGUCUCAAAAGCUCUAUCCCUCUUUCUUUAGGACAUAUAUAAGCCAUCCCAGAAAAUGAAAGUGUGAUGCUGCUUGGCCUUUGGAAUAACUUAAACCCGUAAAUGUCUAUAUGAGCAGAAAACAAAACUUUGUGUACCAUGUUUUAAGUAUUAUUAUAAUUCCUGUGUUAACAGUUUGUGUGUCUGCUGCUCUGAUUUUGAAACAUUUGUAUAUCAAUAUAGAAGUUGGCGUAAAUUUUGUUAAAUAAAGCAACUGUAAAAUUU
Molecule: messenger RNA, 7212 nt
Organism: Lemur catta (Ring-tailed lemur)
Lineage: Eukaryota; Metazoa; Chordata; Mammalia; Primates; Lemuridae
Gene: ZNF518B
Product: zinc finger protein 518B
Exons: 3
Coding region: 662-3916 (1084 amino acids)
Biological process (GO): regulation of transcription by RNA polymerase II
Cellular component (GO): nucleus
Molecular function (GO): DNA-binding transcription factor activity, RNA polymerase II-specific; RNA polymerase II transcription regulatory region sequence-specific DNA binding
Source: RefSeq, a predicted model, not a curated record